AUGCCUCCGCACAAGGCCGAGUCCAAGUUCGGCCACCUGCCCCUCAGCACAAACGGCCCGCUCGAGUGCGCCAUCAAGGGCACUGUCCUGCUGAACCAUCCCUACUUCAACAAGGGCUCGGCCUUCACCGCCGACGAGCGCCGCGCCUUUGAGCUGUCGGGCCUCUUGCCCCCGAGCAUUCAGACACUCGAGCAGCAGGUGCAGCGGGCCUACGACCAGUACCGUGCGCAGCCCGACGACCUGGCCAAGAAUACCUUUCUGUCGUCCAUGAAGGAACAGAAUGAGGUGCUUUACUUCAAGUUGUUGCUGGAUCAUCUCGAGGAGAUGUUCAGUGUUGUCUACACGCCCACUGAAGGGGAGGCUAUCCAGAAUUACUCGCGCAUCUUUCGGAGGCCUGAGGGACUGUUUCUGAACAUCUACGACAUUGACAGAGUGCAUCACGACCUGUCGUUGUGGGGAACGGCAGAAGACAUAGACUACAUAGUCGUCACCGACGGCGAGGAGAUCCUUGGCAUCGGCGACCAGGGAUGCGGCGGCAUCUUGAUAUCCAUCGCCAAGCUCGUGCUCAUGACCAUAUGCGCCGGGAUUCACCCAAACCGGGUGUUGCCUGUGGUGUUGGACUGCGGCACCGACAACGAGACCCUCUUGAACGACGCCCUCUACUUGGGCGUCAAGGAAAAAAGAGUGCGAGGCCAGAAGUAUGACGAGCUUGUCACGACGUUUAUCAAGUCUGCACGCGAGUUAUUCCCAAAGGCCUACAUCCAUUUUGAGGACUUUGGCGUCCAAAACGCGCAACGACUGCUCGACAAGUGGCGACCGGAAAUUCCCUGCUUCAACGAUGACGUCCAGGGAACAGGGUGUGUGACCCUCGCGGCGAUACUCUCUGGCUUGCAUGUGUCGAAGCAGAAGCUGGACGAUCUUCGCAUGGUUGUGUUUGGCGCAGGGACCGCCGGCGUUGGUAUCGCAGACCAGGUUCGUGAUGCCAUUGCCGUGGAGCGAGGGGUCAGCAAGGAAGAAGCCGCGAGGCAGAUAUGGCUUGUCGAUAAGCCUGGCCUCCUCACGGCGCGGGUCGAAGGGCUCUCGGACGCACAGAAAACUUACGCAAGGUCAAAGGACUGGAGCGAUGAAAAGACUGACCUGUUAGGGGUUGUGAAGGAAGUCAAGCCGAACGUGCUCAUUGGCACAUCCACAGUCCCCAAAGCCUUUACCGAGAAGGUCGUCCGUGAAAUGGCAUCGCACGUUGACCGCCCCAUCAUCCUCCCGCUCUCCAACCCGACGAAGCUUCACGAAGCUGUGCCUGCGGAUUUACUUGCAUGGACUGACGGCAAGGCACUAGUAGCAACAGGCAGCCCGUUCAAACCAGUCAAGGGCCCCUGGGGGCCAGAUGGCAAAGAGGUCGAAAUUGAGGUGGCCGAGUGCAACAACAGCGUCGUCUUUCCGGGUAUCGGGCUCGGGGGCGUGCUAUGCCGGACCAGGCUCGUCACAGACAAAAUGCUCAUUGCAGCGGUGAAGGGGGUGGCCGAGCUCAGCCCGGCACUCAAGGACGACACCGCUCCGUUGCUGCCAGGCGUCGACGUUGUGCGCGAAGUGAGUGUGAGGGUUGCGCGGAAGGUGAUCCAAGCCGCAGUCGAGGAAGGAGUUGCCACGCAAGAAGGCAUCCCAAAGAAUGAUGCUGAGCUGGUUGAAUGGAUCAGAGAGCAAAUAUGGGAGCCGGUGUACAGGCCGCUGAAGCGUGGUGCCCCUGGUGGCAAGCUCAAGAUGACCCUGGGUCUCCCAGUCGGUGCCAUCAUGAAUUGCGCUGACAACUCUGGCGCGCGGAACCUUUACAUCAUCUCGGUCAAGGGUAUCGGUGCCCGCCUCAACAGGUUGCCCGCUGGUGGUGUCGGCGACAUGGUGAUGGCCACAGUCAAGAAGGGCAAGCCCGAGCUCCGGAAGAAGGUCCACCCCGCCGUCAUCGUCCGCCAGGCCAAGCCGUGGAAGCGCUUCGACGGUGUCUUCCUCUACUUCGAGGACAACGCUGGUGUGAUCGUCAACCCCAAGGGCGAGAUGAAGGGCUCUGCCAUCACCGGGCCCGUCGGCAAGGAGGCCGCCGAGCUCUGGCCCCGUAUUGCCAGCAACUCUGGUGUCGUGAUGUAA
Messenger RNA from Parathielavia appendiculata, 2136 nucleotides. RefSeq lists its product as uncharacterized. The coding region runs from base 1 to 2136 and encodes 711 amino acids. The transcript is spliced from 8 exons. The record is from RefSeq and is a predicted model, not a curated record. Gene Ontology annotation, cellular component: mitochondrion; ribosome; cytosol. NCBI's taxonomy places the organism in Eukaryota, Fungi, Ascomycota, Sordariomycetes, Sordariales, Chaetomiaceae. Gene Ontology annotation, biological process: pyruvate metabolic process; malate metabolic process; translation. Gene Ontology annotation, molecular function: NAD binding; structural constituent of ribosome; malate dehydrogenase (decarboxylating) (NAD+) activity.